AUGGCCGACGAGCGCACCGCCUUCGACCUCAACCUUCAGCACGGCCACAAGGACCUGGUCCAGGCCGUUGCCUUCAACACAUAUGGGGAUCGUUGCGCCACGGGCUCCGUCGACGGCAAGAUUCGCGUCUUCAACCGCCAAAAAGAUGGCGUGUGGAGGGUCUGUGAUACGUGGAGCGCCCACGGAGGCGAGAUAUUAGAGCUCCAAUGGCUCCCCGCAACAAUCUACCCCAACCUCAUCGCCUCCCUCGGCAUCGAGGGCCGCUUCAAGCUCUGGGCCGAAGACCCCUCGGCGCCCCCGGCCGCCGCUUCGCCUCCCCCGCACAUUGAGCCCACGCGCCAUACCUACCUCGCCCUCCUCGACGCCCACGGCCGCCUCACCGUGUACGAGUCCGACGAACCCGAGCAGAUCGCCGACUGCGUCGCCGUGGACGAGUUCUCCGUCUGCCCGCGCCCCGCCCGGGGCGAAGAAGUCUCCUUUCGCGUGCGCUUCGACCCCAACCCCGAGGUCUGCUACAACGCCGUUCGCGCCGGCGUAGCUGCCGACAGCAUCACCCUCGUCGUCGCCGCCAUGACCACCGUCAAGGUCUAUCGCUGCCGCGACGUCGUCGCCACCUCCACCUACGGCGUUCAACAGUCCAAGAAGGAGUUUUACCUCGCCACCGAGAUUGACGCCCACCGAGGCCUCGUCCGCGACCCACUCCGCCGCCUCCAACACAAACGGCACCUCCACCCCACAGGGCUACCAGACGCCUCCAAACCCACCGCCGCCUCCGGCCUCAGCGCCAGCCUCCUCGCCAAGCCCAACACCGCCACCCUCGACCGCCCCCGCCCUCUCCGCGCCGUCUCAGACCGCCGCCUCCUCCCACCAAAACCACGCGGACCGCAGCCACCUCUCCCCGACGACGUGCCGCACACCACCCGCGAGCUCUCCCGCCUCGACUCCCACCGCACCCCCGUUUGGCGCGUCUCCUUUGACGACGAUGGUUUCAUUCUCGGGAGCGUCGGCGACGACGGCCACCUCGUCUGCUACCGCCAGAUGCCCUCGGGCCUGUGGGCGAAGAGUAGCGAGUUGGGCAUGGUCAAGGCACGCAUGAUGGCCCCUUGA
Parascedosporium putredinis is the source of this 1107-nucleotide messenger RNA. Lineage: Eukaryota; Fungi; Ascomycota; Sordariomycetes; Microascales; Microascaceae. The record is from the annotation of a GenBank genome assembly.